This is a messenger RNA of Paramecium tetraurelia, 5649 nucleotides long. RefSeq lists its product as uncharacterized. The record is from RefSeq and is a predicted model, not a curated record. NCBI's taxonomy places the organism in Eukaryota, Ciliophora, Oligohymenophorea, Peniculida, Parameciidae. The transcript is spliced from 5 exons.
AUGAAAUGGAAUUUUUUAGGGGAAUUCAUAAGUUUGAUCAUUUAAACCAAUCUAUCACCAUCAUUAAAUAAUUCUUACUUCACAACCUUUUAGAUAACAAUAUACUAUUUGCAGUUAACAUAUUUCUUAAUCAGCGAAAAUCAUGAAUACAUUUAUCGUUUAAUUAAUGCUUUAUCGAAAAUUAGUUUGAUAACUCCAAUAUUUAUAGAGACUUAUGAAAUCAACAUACUGAUUGGAGUACUUAUCAUUUUAAUAAAUUUCAUUCCAUACCUUAUUGUGAUUUAUCGAAGAAUUAAGAAUGUGAAUAAGAAAGUAGGUAAUAUAUCUAAGAGCAUAUUACAAAUCUCAACUAUGAUAAUUAACUUUUAUUUUUUAUAUUUCACUUGGUUUCUGUAUUUGCCUCAAUUAUAUUAUAUCGGAUGGAAUUUGGUCCAAUCAGAUACCAGACUUGUGAUUUUAGCUACAAUUGUUCUAAUAAUAACAAUAUUGAGUCUGACUAUUUCGAAUGUAUAUUUUGUUAAUUUCGAAUUCAACGAACAACAUUUAAGGAAACACUUCUCAUACAACAAUAUCAUUGCUUAGACAUUAGUAAUUCCAAUGGCUAUAUUAUAUUUGAAAAACGAUGAAAUAAUGUAGAUCGUGAGUAGGGCUUUGCAUGGAUUAAUAUUGCUAAUGUAGAUUUACGAAGCAUACUUUUAAUUACCUUUUGGAUUUUCUUAAUAAGGCUACAUAUUAAAUAGAGCUCUAAUGACUCAUUCUGUAGUAUUUCUAUUCUCUUCAAUCAAGGCUUAGAGCACGGCAAGUCCUUACAGCUUGGCAACUAUCAUGUUAAUUAUGCAGCCAGUUGUAUAAUAUUUGUUUUAAAUUCUUUUUGAUAGCAAAAGAGCUAAUGCUUACCUUUCAAUAAAUAAGACAAAUAAUCAAUAUUAUGAGUUGUUAUACAUCGAAGAUUUCUUUGAGUUGAGUUAAUUGGCAUAGAAAAAUAAAACUAAGGAAAUUGAAUUAAUAUAAAAAUUCAGUCUUCACAUGAAUCGAUGUAAUUCAACUAAAUGUUAAUGCAAGAAAAUAGGAUCAUCAAAAAUAUUAUUAUUUGAUUAAACUGUGCUUUUAAUAUCUUGUUUGUUCAAAGGCAGUUUCGAGAAACACAAAUAAAAUUCUCAAGAUUUAAGAGUUUUUGAAAUAUUCAGCCUUAAAUUCUUAACCUUUAUUAAUAAAUACAAGCACAAUGCCCCAAAAACCUAUUAAGAAUUAAAAAUAUUUUUUUAAAAAAAGCGAGAUUAUUCAUUUUAUUUCAUAUAGAUGUGUUUAUUAUUGCAGUUCAUACUCUAGGCUUAAAUGCAGAAAGAUGAAGAUUACAAUAUAAAUAAAGAGACCAGAGUUUCCAAUGUUAAGUUAUAGGUGAGCAAGAGUGAAAGAAGUAUAGUCUAAAAUCUUUAUUAAAUGGAGUAAGUUAAGCAAAAUAUGAUCCCACUAUUAACCGAGAUUAGUCAAUUUAAAUCUUAAUUCUGGAAGUCAUUUAAAGAGGCCAAAUUUUCAGAUUAUCUUUAAAUUGAAGAGCAGAUAAAAAAACUAUAGAAACUACGAGACGAUGUUAUGUAUUAAUUCAACAUUUAUUAUCAAAUAUUUUAUCAUAACGGUAGAACCUUUAAUGUUCAAUUUUUAAAAGUUAAUGCUUUAAUAAAUCUGUUAUUGUUUAAUAAUGUGAGAAAGUAUUUUGAAAUGGAGAAAGAAAGGAGAGAAAUCUUGUAAUUUGAGAAAAGCAUGAACUCCUUUGAAAUAACUAACAUAAACUUUUUUAAAGGAGAAGCAAUAUCAGUUAAAGUAUGUAUAGCUUUUGGUCCGAAUAUUGGAAAAGUUUUAAAUAAGGUAAUAUCUCCAUUGAUUCCAAAAUUUUUUGGAUUUGGAAAGUUUCCUAAUCCAAUUAAUUCUUUCAUUGAUUUUACAAAGGGAAAUAUUAAUACUUUGAUGCCACCUUGGCUUGAAGCAAUUCAUGAUGAAAUAAUGUAAAAUUAUAUUCGAAGAGGUGUUACAGCAAGAAUUGGCAAGUAUUUUUAAACUUUUGCAAAAUUGUAUGACAAAACAUUGAUAAGAUGUUAAGUUUAUUUGGCACAUAAUUUUAGUUAAGAAUUAGAAGAUGAUUUCACAAUGAUCGGAUGUUUAAAGUCAUUGGAAGAGGAAUAACCAAAGUUUGUAGGAGACGAAGGCAAGAAAUUAAAGAAUAUUGCAUUUAAAGGAGCUCAACACAUUCUGUUUGAUGUGAAUGGAAAUAUAAUGGGUAUAACGAAAGGCCUAUAUAAAAUGAUUGAAAGAUUGUAGAGAGUUGUAACUAAUAAUAAAGGAGGAACCUAUCAUGAAGAUGAGCUUGCGCAUUAAAGUGGAUAGAAAUCAGGAUCAGAGAAAUCAUCAUUCGAAUCUGAAAGUUAUGAUGUGUUUGAUUAGAAAUGGUCGAAUACUCCAUUGUAGAUCGAUGAGUUUUAUAAUAAGGUGUUGAUUUGGAUGAUCUUACCAUUUAUAUCCAGGGAGAUAGAAUCAACAGGAAUAGAGUUCUUAAUGAAUGGACAAGCUCCUCCCAAAAAUAGAUAUGGUAAUCUAAUUGAUUUAGAGAAUGGGAAUCAAGUUGUAUAAAAUAAAGAGACUUACUUAUUUGUUCCUGAAGAUUUAAAUUUGUUUGUUGAAUAGUAUGACAAAGUGAUUACAAAGAUCGUUGAUGAUGUGAGAGUGUAAUCAAACAAUUUUUCUUCUGGAAGUGCCUAUAGAGGAGGUUUAAGAAGUGAUUAUCAAGACAGUGAUCAUUAAAGUAUGGUUUAAGUAGUCACCAUUUUUGAUGAGAAGUUGUGUGUGUUCUUUUAUGAUGAACAUUUGAAGAGACAUCAAGCAUUACUAUUUGGAUAGACAAGACAAUCAGAAAUACAGAAGAGUCAAGGGAGACCUUCUUCAAAAUCAUCUUUACCAGAGAAAUAAACCAUUAGCAGUGAGGAAGAUAGUGAAUAACUAAAAACCAGGGCUGAAAAAAUAUAUUAGGAUAGAUACUCAAAAUACAUUGAGAAAUUCUCACCGUAGGAUUUCAAUCCUAUUCCAGUAGUUUACUCUGUAUUUUAUGAAGAAUAUCGAUAUAAGAAGAAUGAUACCGAUCAUAAGCAAUAGAUGUUUGUAAUAGAAUUAAUUGUCAAUGAUUAAUAAUUAUUGAAUACAGAAAAAGGGUACAAAAGAUAAUUAAGAGAGACUAUUAAAUAGACAUAUCAGCAUUAUCAAUCGAAAAAGAUUCUAUUAGAAUAAAGAACAGAGGGGGAUGACUCCAUGAGUGUAUAAGGAAAUUUCAGUGAAUAGAGGAGUAUACACGAAGGAGAUAUAAUCAAUUACAAUUUCCCAUCUCACCCUUCACAUUACUAUGAAGACAUCUACUUUGUAGAAAAUCAAUAAAUUCUACAAACAGAUUAAAUAUAUAGUCCGAGAUAGGAUGGUAAGUCAGAAGGUCUGUUGUUAAGUGAUCGAUCAAGAUGGAGUAAACCUCUCAUUGAAAAAGAUAAAAAGUCUUAAGGAGGCCAAAAGAAGAAGAGCUAAGUUUCUGUAAAUUCGGAACAUAGUAGAGAUGAAAUUUAGUUUAAAGGAUCCUAUUCAAAUUUGAAGUUUCCAGAAAAAGAGAUUGCUAAGAAAGCACUGUCUAGAAUAAAUCAAAAAAGGAAACAGCAAGAUUUCUUUAAUGAUAAUGAAUCUAAAAUACCUUUAGAGAGCAAAGGUUCCUAGUAAUAAAACAUUGAAGAAUUUUAAGUUAAAUAUUCUGAAGGUUUAAAAUUAUUUGAUUCUCAUUAUAAGAUUGUUCAGUAGAAAACUUCUGAUAUGAGGAAUCCAAAUUCAUUUAAAAUUCAAAAGUAUUUAUUGAUAACAACAUUUGUUUUAAUAGUAAGUUAUAUCAUCCUUAUUUCUGUUGCAGUAUAAAUGCAAUACGAUCUAAGUGGAUGCUAUAAUUUGCUUGAAUUAAUGAUAGCUACCUAAAAAUCCUAUUCUCAAAUUACUCAUAGUUUGUAUCGUUUGGAGUUAUCAGAUUUACUCCAUUUGGACAAUACGGACAUCUUGAAGUAAUUUUAUGAAAAGUAAAUCUUUUCUGAAUUGCAAUAGUUGAUUGAUAUUUAAAGCAAUUAAAUCAUUGAAAUCAAUAAUGUGGAAGUAGGCUUAGAUUAUUUCUAUGAUAUUGAAGACAAAGUGCAAGUUAAACCAACACUUUAAUAAACUAUUUAAUUUACUCUUGGUUAAUUCUAUAAGUUAAAAUAGAAUGAAACAAGUGAUAUUUACAAAUACAAUUCCUCAUUAACAUUUGCAUCCGUAGCCAAUCUUUAGGGUAUUGGGGAAUUACCACAAAAGGCAUAUGACUUCUGUUUUGAUGACAGAGUCUCCAAUGAAAAUACGUAUUAAACUCUUUUAAUCAUUUAUAUGGUGGUCAUCUUCUUUUUAGUUAUGAUUUUAUAAUUUUCCCAUAUUCCAUUAAUUGGAAAAUUAAGAAAGAGUCAUCGGACAUUUUACAAGGAGAUUAUUAAAUUGUAAUAAAAUGAAGUAAAUGAUGAAAUUGAAAUAUACGAAACAGUUGAAAAUAUAUUAAAAAAGUCAAUUUAUGAAUGGAUGUUGAUUGAUUUUGUUUAAGAAUCUUAAAUGUUUGAGACUGUUAGAGAACAUAGAACAAGUGCCCUAACUCCAGGGAGGGAAAUGCAUACCGACAUAAGUUCAGGGGCAGUCUCUUCAUCUAAUAAAAAGAAUAAAUAUAAAUUGAUGGAAAAAUUGAAGAAAUCUUAAAUGAGAUAGAUUAAAUACUUUGUAAUAUUAAUGGUUGGGUUGUUUGUUAUUUUAGCAUAUUUCCUGAUAAUAUUCUUAGUAAUUUUUAUCUUAUCAAAAGAUCUAUUGUCUAAUCUAGAAAUUCUAUUUAAAUUUAAAUUAGUUUAAUCGUCAGUAAUUAAUUUAAUAAAUAAUAUGGAUUUGGUAGCAUUUUCAAGUGUAAAUAAUUCGCUAUUCGAAAACAUCAUGUCAGUGCAAACUUAUUAGAAUUACGCAUCAGUGCUAAGUGGUGAUACAACUGACUUUUUUGAACAAUACUCAAAUGAAUUUAUUUCUGCACUUACUGAUGAUAAAUUGAAAUAGAAUCUCGAUACUAUGAAUUAAAACAAUAUUUGUGAAUCUGGAAUUGGAAUUGAUUGUGUGUCAACUGAUGCUGUGACCUUGAAUCCAUGGCUUCUACCAUAUUAUUAAUAAGGAUUGAAGUCUUUGUUGACCUAAGUCGAUAAGAUUAUUUCUCAAUAUCCAUAGUUUUUUUAUGAUGAGAAUGUAUAAAAUACUUAAGACAUUCUUUUCGAAUUUUAUUAAAGUCAAGAGCAUUUGAUUUAUAUAGAUUACGGAAGCGAAUUACUAAUAAAGGCUCAGAAGCAAAUUAUCGAUACAGCCUAUAAUGAGUUUGAUUAAUCUUUGAAUUUUUACAAGCAAACUUUGUUGAUCUUCACUUUGAGCGUGGGCGUGGCUGGGUUUUGUAUUAUAGGUUUUUUGGGGAAUCUCAUACUUAAGAUGUAAAAAGAUUCAAUAGAAACAUGUUAGGCAGCCUUACUAUUGUUAUCACCUAAGCGAUACCUAAAUAAAUCGAUGGGUUUAUUAACAUAAAAAAAGUUAUGA